AUGCCUCUCGCUGCACCUUCCUUCUUCGAACGCGUGCUAGCGCGCUUCGCUCUCGGCUUCAGGGGUGUCGCCGACACUUCUGAGCAACUGACGCGUGCUUGGAAACACCUUCCUCGAAACGACAAAUCCAGGCCGCCAAUGAGGGCGCGACUGCUUCCAUUCAGAGCAGCAUGCGAUCCUCCGGGAAAAGCGUUGGGCGUCACCCGUCGCACGCCAGCUUCUGCACCUCUUCAAUGCAUCGCCAAGCGACCAUGGCUCUGGACGCAAACACGGAAUGCUAAAACAAAAAGCACCAUCAAAGCAAGCGAACUCACACAAGGCGCUCUGUCGCCACUGCCACCUGAUGAGGUUGCUGUGCAGCCGGAGAAGAGCUACCCGACAGUUCUGCAACAGCACCUUAACAAUGUUCGAAAGUUCAAAGAUUGCGUCGUGCUCACACGAGUUGGCGACUUCUACGAGAUGUACUUCGACCAGGUCGAACAAUUUGCUCCUUUAGUGAACCUCAAAGUUGCCAAAAGGGCAACAACGCUAGGGGACGUGCCCAUGGCUGGGUUUCAGCAUACCCAGCUUGAGCGAUAUCUCAAGAUGUUUGUACAGGACCUGGGACAGCAAGUGGCAAUCUCUGAGCAGAUACCCAUCUCAGAAAGUGAGCGAAACAGUAAGAACGGCACUAUGCUAUUCGAUCGACGAGUCACCAGAGUCGUUACUGCUGGAACACUUAUCGAUGAAAGCUUCAUGGACCCGUUCGAGAACAAUUACUUGCUCGCAAUACAUUUUGGAGGCGCACUUCCUGCUGCCCAUGUUGUCGUCGACGAUAGAGCAGCGUAUGAAAAGUACAGACGAAACAUGAAGGUAGGCUUGAGUUGGGUUGACCUCUCCAGCGGCGACUUCUUUACGCAAGUGUCCGAUCUGGCGACUCUGCCUUCCAUCACUGCGCGCAUAGGUCCGAGAGAGGUGGUCCUCGACCAAGCUUUGCAAUCUGCAGAUCAGUCCAACCUUCAGCGCCUCAUCAGCGACGCCAACCUACCAAUGCACUUCCAUCCUGCACCCAGGCCAGUAACUCCUUUGGAAGACUGGACUCCUAUGCUAGAGCGCGCGAUACCGGAAAAGAAGCAAGCGGACUUCACUGCAUUUGAAGUGGCAGCAGGUAGCUUACUGCUAGACUAUGUUCGUCACAAACUGCUCGAUAUCAAGAUUCAGCUGUUACCUCCAGUGCGCAGGACAGAUGACGACUACAUGGCGAUUGACAAGCAGAGUCUGCGUAAUCUUGAAAUUCGCUCCACACUUCGAGAAGGUGCGACCCAGGGAAGUCUGCUGCAUGCCAUCCGACACACCGUCACCAAAAGUGGUGCUCGCCUGUUGAGUCAACGGCUCGUCUCGCCAUCAAUGUCUUUGACUGUCAUCAAUGAUAGAUUGGAUCUUGUCCAGGAAAUGCUGAGUUACGACUCUUUGCGCGAAGACAUAGUAGCUCUUCUGCGGCAAACACAUGAUACAUUUCGUCUCAUGCCGAAGUUUACCGCUGGCAAAGGUGACGCGGACGAUCUGCUCGCGCUUGCCAGAACUAUCGACAUAAUGCAGAAGUUGUCUUCGCUCCUACAUCAGCACAUAGUCGAUAAUCAAGAUCGGCUUAUGCACGAGGACAGCAAUUAUGCAUCCCAAGAUCUAACCUUUCUCUGGGACAUCCUUGGACGUCUAGAUCUGGACACGCCUGGAAAGGCUGCUGAGAAGAUCAAGAGUGCCAUUGAUGAAGAUGGCUUGAGCAGGAAACAUUCUGUCGAUGAAGCGGCUGGCAUCGAGGCCGAGGGAAUGGCCGACGAAGUCAUCUCUGCAGAAGCUGCUGGCGAGAAAGGCCCUAGUCUCACUCGGCGUCGCUCGAAGGCUGCAUCAGCAGACAAGAACGCUGACAUGAAUUCUGGCGAGAUUUGGAUAAUGCGUCGUAAUGCGUCUUCCACCUUGGAACGCGCCCACAGGGAUAUCGACCAGCUCAUGGAAGCCAAAUCAGAGCUCGCGCAGAAGUUGCGCAAAAAUCUACAGUCUGAGAGUCUCAGUCUGAAAUGGAGUUCCCAGCUUGGUCACUUCUGCCAUAUCAAAGGCCGAGAUGCCAAAGGCACAUUAGCAACCCUCGAAGGCGCUCGGAUCAUUGGCUCGACGAAAAGCACGAAGUCAUUCUAUCUUCCACAAUGGACCCAACUCGGCGUCCUCAUCGACGACGCCAAAAACCGCAUCCGCACAGAAGAACUUCGCGUUCUCACCAAACUCCGCGCCGAAGUCCUCGAAAACCUCGUCAAACUCCGCCGCAACGCCUCUGUCCUCGACGAACUAGACGUAGCCUGCUCCUCCGCGCACCUGGCCAAAGAACGCAACCUCGUCCGACCCAUCCUCAACACCUCCACGACCCACAACAUCAUCUCCGGCCGCCACCCAACCGUAGACGCCAGCCUCACCUCCCAAGGCCGCAGUUUCACCUCCAACAACUGCACAGUCGGCUCUCCAACAAAUAAAAUCUCCCUCAUUACAGGCCCCAACAUGGCAGGCAAAAGUACUUACCUCCGCCAAAACGCCCUCAUAACGAUCCUCGCCCAAACAGGCUCUUUCGUCCCGGCAACUUACGCCGAACUCGGCCUCGUAGACAAACUCUUCAGCCGUGUAGGUUCAGCCGACAACCUCUAUCAAGACCAAUCAACCUUUAUGAUCGAAAUGCUCGAAUCGGCUGAAAUCCUCAAACAAGCUACCCCGAGGUCGUUUGUUAUUAUGGAUGAAGUCGGAAGAGGUACGACGCCUGAAGAUGGGAUCGCAGUAGGUUAUGCUUGUUUACAUCAUUUGUUUUAUGUGAAUCAAAGCAGGACACUGUUUGCGACGCAUUUUCAUGUAUUGGCCGAUAUGACGAGGGAGUUUGAGGGGUUGGAAUGUUAUUGUACGAGUGUGGUGGAGAAAGAUGAUGGCAGUUGGGUUUAUGCGCAUCAGUUGAGGAAAGGGGUUAAUCGGGAUUCGCAUGCGUUGAAGGUGGCGAGGUUGGCGGGGUUGCCGGAGAAGGCGAUUGAGGUUGCUGGAGAGAUUUUGGGGGAGUUGCAGAGGGAGAAAGGGAGGCGAGGAGAGAGGCGUGUGGUGGAAGGGAAGGAUAUUGAGGGUGCGGUUGGCGCAGGCACGGGAUAG
Cercospora beticola is the source of this 3153-nucleotide messenger RNA. RefSeq names its product mismatch repair ATPase MSH1 (gene MSH1). NCBI's taxonomy places the organism in Eukaryota, Fungi, Ascomycota, Dothideomycetes, Mycosphaerellales, Mycosphaerellaceae. The record is from RefSeq and is a predicted model, not a curated record. Gene Ontology annotation, biological process: mitochondrial DNA repair; mismatch repair. Gene Ontology annotation, cellular component: mitochondrion; nucleus. Gene Ontology annotation, molecular function: ATP-dependent DNA damage sensor activity; ATP binding; mismatched DNA binding.